This is a messenger RNA of Papilio polytes (common Mormon), 2137 nucleotides long. RefSeq lists its product as uncharacterized. The transcript has 6 exons. The record is from RefSeq and is a predicted model, not a curated record. The coding region runs from base 143 to 1414 and encodes 423 amino acids. Lineage: Eukaryota; Metazoa; Arthropoda; Insecta; Lepidoptera; Papilionidae. Gene Ontology annotation, molecular function: oxidoreductase activity.
ACGCGGAGUGGGGAGCGGGCGAAUAGUGCGUAUUCGCGCGCCGCUACGAUUGGAUGUUUGUUGACGUUUUACCUUAUUAUUUUAUCUUAUUAGUGGUGUUUGUAAGUUUUUUCAUCAUUCCCAUCCAAGACAGAAUCUAAUCAUGGAUUUAAGCGUUGAAGAAUUCGUGGAUGGUCUUCUAACGAAGGACGCAGCCGAACAGUCUUCGGACACAGAGAAGACAGAAGAUAUACGCAUGGAUUACCCAGAAUGGUACAGCGAAAAGAAAUACAAUCAAGGGCGCCGCUUCUUCUGGGACAACUGCUUCUCGCUGAUGUCAUCGAUGUUGUUAGGCCUGGUGGCGGUAUUCGCUGUGCCUUCAAUCUUGCGGGUGCUCAUCAGCUCGCGCCGCUCCAACUCACAAUAUACUGCCUACAAGCGAUACCUGUCUACUCUACUGCAUACCGUCUCCUGGUUCGAGAACGAUCUGAAACCCGGCAGCAUAUCUUGGCAAUCAUUAUACACGGUGAGAUGUCGUCAUUCGCGCGCCGACGUCGCCGCAAAGAUGAAGGGCAUAGGUAGAGUCUCACAGCGGGAUAUGGCGCUCACGCAGUUCGGUUUUAUCGGCUUUUCAAUACUUAAGCCGGAUAAAUUUAGUAUCAGACCGAUGCAAUCGGAAGACUGGGAAGGCUACGUUCAUUUCUGGAGGGUUAUCGGAAGUAUGAUUGGUUUACAAGAUCGGUACAAUAUCUGCCGUAAAAACUACCAAGAGACAAAACAGGUAUGCCAACUAUUAUUAGAGCGGGUUUUCACGCCAUCGUUGGACCACGUGCCGGAGUACUUCGAGCACAUGGCGCGGGUCAUGUUGGAGGGGAUGUGGUCGAUCAACCCGACUGUCAACACAUCCGCAUUGUUGUACUGGACCCGGCAUUUAGCAGAUGUACCAGGCUAUGUAUACACUGAGAAGGAGAGAGCGGACUUUCAAGACAAAUUACGGGAACAAUUAAAGGGAAAAUCUGAAGAUAUUGGCAUAGAUUCAACAGUAUUUACUUCUCGGCCAUCUAUAGAAGGAAUAAACGAGCGACCUCCUCGAUUAUUAUAUUUACGGGACUACGAUACCAUCGAAACAAUCCCAGAAUACAAAAACCUACCUUUCGCAGCGAAAUACAAACUUGCAGUCAGCAGCAUUUUAUAUGCAUUCUAUUCAACGUACAUCGGAAAAUUGUAUUUAAAUUUAAACUUCCUCUUUAGUUUAAUACUUAUGAAAUAUUUCCCGUAUUUAGCCUUCUUUAGAUUCGGUAUAAAAUCGUCUUUUGUUAAUAUAUUUGUUGAAGAUCCUGUCGAUAAUACGGAACCGAAACCUAACGCGGAGUAUAACAAACCACCACCAGAAUUGCCCUGGUACAAAGAAACAUUAUCUGUUUUGACAUGGUGAUUAAUUGUUGCCAUGUAAAAAAACUGCCAAUCAGAGUUAAUUGGUGUCCAGAAGACAGUGCAGAUAUAAUGCUUCUUAGAUUCUAUAAUUUUAGAACAAAAAUACCGUAAUACGUAUUAUCUUUAUUUAUUAUUAAUUUCCUAGGCAUUUAUUUUAAUCUGUAUUUAGGCGAAAUCAUAGUGACGUUUAGGAAUUGUUGCUAUUUACAAAAACCUAAUUUAUACUUUAUGGUAGUGUGAAUAAGUAUUAUAUUUCGUUGUUACGUAGUUCCAUAUAUUUGUAAAAAAAGAAUUUAUUAACUACUUAGAUGUAAGUUUUUUGGCAUAUCAAUAAAUACUCGGAGAAAAAAAAACAUUUCGUUUAAGUAAAUAAGAUUCUCGUAAUGAAAUUGAUGGUUGCCAUAUUCUAAAGUUGACCUAGACAUCUAUUAGGUCGCUGUAUUCAAUUAGAAGUCAAGAUCAAAUAUCAGUACCGGUUUUAGUGCUAUUAAUAUCUCCCUGUGCUGUGCGAUUUCUACGGCGCUGCCAUUUUAUCAAGUUUUGUAGGAGGAGACUAACAGACUAUUUCGAGCCAUAGGCUAGCAACAGGCUUAGACACAUAGACUAUGCCGAACAAAGAUUAUUCACUUAUAUACUUAGCACUUGUCAACAAAUAUGCGACUAGUUUCGUCUUGUACUAAAGUAAUUAAAAAUAGUAUUUUAUUUAUUUGACAAUUUAAAGUAU